Messenger RNA from Tupaia belangeri chinensis (Chinese tree shrew), 960 nucleotides. RefSeq names its product olfactory receptor 51G2. Lineage: Eukaryota; Metazoa; Chordata; Mammalia; Scandentia; Tupaiidae. The transcript has a single exon. The record is from RefSeq and is a predicted model, not a curated record. Gene Ontology annotation, molecular function: olfactory receptor activity; G protein-coupled receptor activity. The coding region runs from base 1 to 960 and encodes 319 amino acids. Gene Ontology annotation, biological process: G protein-coupled receptor signaling pathway. Gene Ontology annotation, cellular component: plasma membrane.
AUGACAGAUUCCAACAACACCUACACUUCUUUCUUCCUCACAGGACUCCCAGGUCUGGAGGCCAUGCACGCCUGGCUCUCCAUCCCGCUUUGUGCCAUGUAUGUGGCUUCCCUGGCAGGCAACAGCCUGAUCCUGUGGGUUGUGCACUCGGAGCCCUCGUUGCACCAGCCCAUGUACUACUUCCUGUCCAUGCUAGCGGUGACAGACCUGGGGCUGUCUGCCUCCACGUUGCCCACCAUGCUCGCCAUUUAUGCCCUGGGACUCAGGGAGGUGGCGGUGGGUGCGUGCCUGGCACAGCUCUUCUUCAUCCACACCUUCUCCAUCAUGGAGUCCUCUGUACUGCUGACCAUGGCCUUGGACCGCUUCUUGGCCAUCAGCAAACCCCUUCGCUAUGGCGCCAUCCUCACUAAUCCCAGGAUCGCCUGGUUGGGCUUGGCUAUCCUAGUGCGCAGCAUCAGCCUCCACGUCCCGGCCCCCAUCAUGCUGCAGCAGCUCCCGUUCUGCCAGAACCGCCUACUGUCCCACUCCUACUGCCUACACCCCGACGUCAUGAAGCUGGCCUGUGCCGACACUCACAUCAACAGUGCCUACGGCCUGUUCGUGGUUCUCUCCACGCUGGGGCUGGACUCGGUGCUCAUCGUUCUCUCCUACGGGCUGAUCCUCUAUACCGUGCUGUCCAUCGCCUCCAGGGCCGAGCGCCUCAAAGCCCUGAACACGUGUGUCUCCCACAUCUGUUCUGUACUGCUCUUCUAUACACCUAUGAUUGGCCUGUCCAUGAUCCACCGAUUUGGGAAGUGGGCUUCCCCGUGUAGCCGUGUGCUGCUCUCCUAUCUUCACUUUCUUACACCUCCUGUGCUCAAUCCAGUCGUUUACACCAUCAAGACCAAGCAGAUCCGGCUAAGGAUGCUCCGCCUUUUUCAAAAGCGUGGGACAGGUAGUAGUGACACCCAGGGUCAUUAA